Molecule: messenger RNA, 534 nt
Organism: Opisthocomus hoazin
Lineage: Eukaryota; Metazoa; Chordata; Aves; Opisthocomiformes; Opisthocomidae
Source: RefSeq, a predicted model, not a curated record
GCACUGUCGCUCUGCGCCUGGCUGGCCAUCCCAGCCCCCCAGCUCGGUGCCCUCCUCUCCUACACCACCGAGGACGGUGGCAGUGAGCUUGCCGUUCAUGGCUGUGGUGUGGACCUCCCUGGCUCUGCGCACUUCGUCAUCGGAGACGGGCAGUUUCGGGAGCUCUCGGUGACGUGGCUCUUGGAUGGCAAGUGGCACCACCUCUGCCUCACCUGGUCCUCCGGCCAGGGCCAGUACCGCUUCUACGUGGACAGGUGGCUGCUGGCCGCCGGCUCCGUCUUCCAGCAGGGCUAUGAAAUUCCCACGGGUGGCUCACUGGUGCUGGGCCGGGAGCAGGACCACCCCGGCAGGGACUUUAACACCGCAGAAGCUUUUGUGGGUCACCUGGCUGGCUUCGCUCUCUGGAGCCGGGCUCUCCUGCCUGAGGAGGUGGCCAGCAUGGCAACCGGCCGGGGGCUGCCCCGCAGCCCCCUCCUCAAGCUGGCUGAUGCCUCCCUGCAGGGCCCGCGCCCCGGCCUCCGCCCCUGCCUGUGA